Molecule: messenger RNA, 4825 nt
Organism: Anopheles bellator
Lineage: Eukaryota; Metazoa; Arthropoda; Insecta; Diptera; Culicidae
Gene: Ranbp16
Product: exportin-7-A
Exons: 13
Coding region: 201-3473 (1090 amino acids)
Biological process (GO): protein export from nucleus
Cellular component (GO): cytoplasm; nuclear pore
Molecular function (GO): nuclear export signal receptor activity; small GTPase binding
Source: RefSeq, a predicted model, not a curated record
AAAACCGGUCACGCCAAAUUUUUCAGGCCGGCAGCCAAGGUUGCAAAUCGGGCCGGGAUCGGUGGUCGUGUGUCCGCUCCGCUGAGUUCGAUGGGGAGUAACGCCAUUUAGGACACAAACAUUAUUCCGGCCACCCAGGAACACAGAACCUUUCCUUCCGAGUGUUGUCCACUUAGCGAAUACUUCCGAGGGCAUCCACCAUGGAAGUGGAACAAUUGGAGAUACUUUGUAAGCAGUUCUACGAAUCGCAGGACGCUCAGCUGUGCGCUGAAGCCGAAAAAGCGCUCUACCUGUUCCAGGAAGACAGCGACGCGCUCUCCAAGUGCCAGAUACUGUUGGAUCGGGCCGAUUCGAGCUACUCGCAACUGCUGGCCACCACCACCUUGACCAAGCUGGUGACGAAAAACAUUCAAGUGCUGCGCAUACAGCAGCGCGUUGACAUCCGCAACUAUGUGUUAACGUAUCUGGCCAACCGGCCCAAUCUGCAGUCGUUCGUGAUCCAAGCGCUGGUGUCGCUACUGGUCAAGAUCACGAAACUAUGUUGGAUCGACAUGCACGAAAGGGAGCUCGUGUUCCAGAACAUUCUGCAGGACGUGAAAGAGUUCCUCGGGGGCUCGGUCGAGCACUGCAUGAUCGGCGUUCAGAUCCUGUCUCAGCUGACGGUGGAAAUGAACCAGCAGUCAGAAACGGCGGGAAAUCUCAACACGCUCAAGCAGCGGCGAAUCGCGUGCCUCUACCUUGACUCGAAGCUGUACGAUAUCUUCAUUCUCGCCUGUUCGCUGCUCAGCCAGGCGAAGGAUAAUAUGUGCAAAAAUCUCAAGUACCCCGACGAAGCGCAGCAGGGUUUGUUUACGCACCUGCUCGAGUUAGCCCGCAACUGUCUGAGCUUCGACUUCAUCGGUGCGACCGCGGACGAGUCAUCGGAUGACAUUUCGGCAGUGCAGAUACCGACGAACUGGCGGCCAGCCUUUCUUGAUUCCGAGUCGGACUCGCUGAAGCUGUUCUUCGAUUUGUACCACGUGUUGCCGGCCCGUCUCUCCAGUUUGGCCCUCGCCUGUCUCGUGCAGAUCACCUCCAUUCGCCGGACGAUAUUCAGUAAUCCAGAGCGCAUCAAGUUUCUGACCAAGCUGGUAAAAGGUACGACGGACAUUUUGAAGACAUCGCAUGGUUUGAGCGAUCCGGAAAACUACCACGAGUUUUGUCGUUUGCUGGCCCGUCUGAAGUCAAACUAUCAGCUAAGCGAACUGGUCACCGUGGAAAACUACCCGGAGGCGAUCCAGCUGAUCGCCAACUUCACCGUACAGUCGCUGCAGAUGUGGCAAUCGGCCCCGAACAGCAUUCACUAUCUGUUGUCACUUUGGCAGCGGCUAAUUGCGUCGCUGCCGUACGUGAAAACGACUGAGCCGCACUUUCUGGAAACGUACACACCCGAGGUGACAAAGGCGUUCAUCACAUCGAAACUCGACGCAGUGCCCAUGAUUAUCAGCGAAGGGAUGGACGAUCCACUCGACGACCAUGGCAUGGUGCAGCAGCAGUUGGACCAAUUCUCGACAAUCGGUCGCUGCGAGUACGAUAAAACGUGCACCCUGCUGGUUCAGCUGUUCGAUCAGACGGCCACACGCUACCAGGAGGUGCUGACCAACACGACGCAGGGCACCGUCAAUCACAUCGAGCUGCAGGUGUGCGAGGGCCAGCUGACGUGGCUGGUGUACAUCAUCGGGGCGUCGAUCGGUGGCCGCAUCGCGUACAGCUUCGACGAUCACAAUGUGCUCGAGGGAGACAUGAUCAUUCGGGUGUUGCAGCUUAUGAGGAUGACCGAUUCACGGUUGCUGCAGUGUGGCUGCGAGAAGCUCGAGCUAGCCUUCAUGUUCUUCCUGGAGCACGUGCGCAAAAUCUACAUCACCGAGCACAUGCAGAAGCAGAAGAUGUUCCCGCGACUCUCGGAGGUGCUGGGAGUCGGUGAUGACGAUACGACUAUGUUAACAAUUACCACUCGGAAAAUCAUUACGAACCUGAAAUAUCUGGGCAACUCUGAGCAGGUGCUACGCAAAACACUCGCCCUAUUGAGCGAUUUAACGCUAAUAUGUACCUCGGUUAGGAAGCUCAACAAGCUGGAGGAGAUACAGUUUAUGUUAAACAAUCGUACGCGCCAACACUUUUCGUUCCUCGGUUCGGGCGCCGUGGCGGCGUCGCGUUGCCGCAGCAUGUUUUACACUUGCCUCGGCCGCCUGCUGAUGGUCGAUCUGGGCGAGGACGUCGAACGCUUCACCACUUUCAUGAUGCCGCUGACGCACACGAUCGAGAACAUCAUUAUGAUGAACUUCCCGAGCGAGGAGUCAAAAAAGGAGCUGAUCGGGUUGUCACGUGAUCUCCGAGGCCUGGCGUUGGCCUUUAACGCAAAGAUGCCCUACAUGAUGCUGUUCGAUUGGAUCUACCCGGAAUAUUCGCCAAUCCUGAUCCGUGCGGUGCAAAUAUGGGCCCACGAUCCAACGGUAACGACGCCGGUAUUGAAGCUCUUCACCGAACUGGUCUACAACCGCUCGCAGCGAUUGCAGUUCGAUGUCUCUAGUCCUAACGGCAUCCUACUUUUUCGGGAAACGUCCAAACUGAUUUGUUGCUAUGGUGAAAGCAUUCUCUCGCUGAACGUGUCCAAGGAGCAGAUGUACCCAAUGAAGCUCAAAGGCAUCUCGGUGUGCUUCCAGAUGCUAAAGGCCAUCCUGGGCGGUUACUAUGUCAACUUUGGCGUUUUCAAGCUCUACGGCGACAGUGCGCUGGACAAUGUGCUAAACAUGACCGCCAAACUGAUCCUAACAAUCCCGCACGAGGAGAUUUUGGUUUAUCCGAAGCUGUCACUGUCGUACUACACGAUUAUCGAGUGUUUGGCGCAGGAUCACAUCUCUUAUCUUUCCACGCUCGAGCCACCACUGUUUCUGUACAUUCUCGACAGCAUAUCAAAGGGGUUGAAUGCUUUAGAGGCCCUGGUGUGUUCCGGUUGUUGCUCAACGUUAGAUCACAUUGUGACGUACAUUUUUAAACAGAUGCAACUGAAAGUGUCCACAUUCCCCAACAAGAAACUCCGGCAGGGUGUGCCGCCGGAAAACAACAUGUUCCUCAAGGUGAUCAAAAUGCACCCGGAGAUCCUGCAGGGUUUGCUCUCGACCAUGAUGAACAUUGUGAUGUUCGAAGAGUGCAAACACCAGUGGUCCAUGUCGCGGCCACUGCUAGUACUGAUACUGCUGUAUGAAGAUUACUUCCGACAAAUACGCGAGACAGUUAUUCAAUCGCAGUCCGUCGACAAACAACCAACUAUGGCCCGGCUAUUUGACAUUCUAAUGGACGGCAUCGAACGAAACCUGCUAAAUCGGAAUCGAGACAAAUUCACUCAAAAUCUGUCGCAGUUCCGUCGUGAUAUCAACGAAUGCCUCAAGAUCAGCACACAAGCCAAUCCUUCGCCAAACGAAAUGGUUGACUAGAAUGAGGACUCGUGGGAGGAGGACGUGCUGGUGGAUUCCGUCGACGGUGGCGACUUUGUGGUCCUGUUUGAAAUUUAGAGGCAAAUGGGCAUGCGACGAUGCAACGCGACACACCACCACGUGUUUGGGGUUGAAGAGAGAAGGGACGAAAAGACGCGUGGUUCACAACGCAGUACGGUGGACGACAUAACAUUCUUGCGGUGGUAACUGUCUAGCUGGGAGGUAUAUUUUCUUUUCCCACACUCAUUCGGAACAAUACGAGCGUAUCCUUUCAUUCUUUUUUCGUAUUAGUGAGCAAUCAGAAACAUUAAGCCAACAGCAGAAACAUACAGAAUGUUGUGAUAGUCACAAUUAAGAGAUACAGAAGGAGCGGAGCGAUAGCGAUAAAUCUAUUACUUCAACUUUUUUUCAUUUUUAGCUAUUUUAUCCGAACGUUGCGAAUGGAUUUUAUCGGAACUCAAGCAGAGUAGAAUAAUCAUUAGCUAGUUCAAAGUGGAUGCCACUAAUGACUGGUGUUUGCUUCCCAGUUAGAAUAUGGCGGCACAGAUAUUUCUUUUUCUUCUCCUUUUCAUAAUUCACUGGUCUACCUGAUUAAACUGUUCGUUUCCGUUUCCGUAUACUCCGCUAUGCCCACUGACCGAUCGUGAGAUAUGCACUCUCUGUGCAGUUGUGUUCGGUGUGCGUGUUCUUCGUGAUAACGUUCUAACGAACAGCUAGAAAGUAAUACGCAUGAGACGAAUAAGAACGAUGAUAAACAAACUUCUGGCUUGUAAACGCAACGCUCUGUCGCAAAUGGUCAAAUGUUGCGAACAAAGUUCCUUCGUUCGCAUAACAGGGGUUUCUUUUUCCAAAAGGAUUCAGAAAGAUUUUUUUGAACUAAAGUCAUACAGCAAAACUCUGUUCUACACAGUGGAUUUGCUUCCAGCGUCAGGUGUUGUGGCUCUCUCGCAGGUUCUUACCAUACGACCGGAUGGAGGACGCAUGACCGCUAAAACCGAGCAAUUCUGCUUUUUCUACUUUGCCACGCUUCGACCCAGCGGAAGGGUGUUUGGCCGUAGCAGCAUGAACUGAAGACGAAAAGUAAUCACAUGUUUUCAAAUUGGUGUACGCUCUAACCGAAGGAAGUUACGCACGUGUCGAAGACUGUCUUAGCGAAGAGCGAAAAUCGAAAUAACAAAUAGAAAGUAGUUCAUAAGCAGAGUUAUUACGCUUCUUUCCCCGGUCCCUGGCUCGUGCACACACAUUCACGCCCAUAAACCGUGGCCAGGCGAAAACGAGGGAACGUGGCGAGAGCGUAUGUUGCGCGAGGAAACGUCGCAGAGAGAACAAGAGCACCCUGUGGCAGCGUAAAG